Messenger RNA from Hippopotamus amphibius kiboko, 5964 nucleotides. It is a transcript of the gene CEP68, whose product is annotated as centrosomal protein 68. Lineage: Eukaryota; Metazoa; Chordata; Mammalia; Artiodactyla; Hippopotamidae. The record is from RefSeq and is a predicted model, not a curated record. Bases 453 to 2741 code for a protein of 762 amino acids. The transcript has 9 exons.
UCGGUCCCGCCUCAGGCGUUCAGGGCUCCGGCGGGAGGGCCGCGGUGUCCACCCGGGACCCCCACCUCGGGGCCGCCGCACGCGGCUUCCUUAGCCGCCGGCCCGGUCCAGGAGUCCGAAGGGUUCGAGGCGCGGGUGCUGAAACAGGCGGACUAACCUGGUGGUUCUGAAACAUUACUGUACUUGCCAAACACCUGGGGAGCUCGCUAAACUGUAGAUUCUGAUCCCAGAGCUCUGGAGCGGUGCCUGAGAAUCUGCAUUCCCAGCAAGCUCUGAGAUGAUGUAGAUGCUGCUCUUCCGUGGACAACGCUUUGAGUGGAAAGAAGUACCAUUUCCAUCAAAAUCGCUGAAUUUCAGACCUUCUUUCCUGGUUGCUGAAGGGCCUCUGGCGGCACUGUUAACCUAGUUCAGGAGCUGAAGCUUCAGCAGAAUCCAGAUUUGGGGACAUCUCAAUGGCCCUGGGAGAAGAAAAGGCAGAGGCCGAGGCAGCCACGGACAUGAAGGCCCCAUCCUGUGGGAGGUGGAGCUGCAGGGAGCAGGAGCUGGACCCCGCAGGGCCUGUGCAUGGGGAGCAGCUGCCUCGCCUGGAAGCUGAGGGAGGGCCUGCCUCCCCUGUCGGGGGUGCCGAGGGGCUCCCUGCCCCUGCCUGCUGUGGUGGGGCCGCCCCUGGCCCCUCCGGAGCCUGCCAGCCACAGGCCAACAGGGCCAGCAGGGAGCCGGCAGCGGGUGGGUCUAAGCCUGCUCUCAGUUGCCUGCUUCCUCCUGCUGGCCUGGGGACUGGAGAUCUGCACUCUGUGGGAAGCCAGAUGGAGGAGACCAGGCUUUCUGCCUCGGAGGAGCUACCUCAGACUCACACCGCUCCCAGAGCCACCGCUCUUUGCUCAGGACAUGAUGCUGAUACCGAAGAUGACCCGUCCCCAGUGGCGUCGCCGCAGGUGCUGGACCUCAGCCCCCAGUCUCACGUCUCAGGGUUCCCAUUCCCAUCAAGGCGGAGGUCCGCGGUGAGCCCGGGGGCCCCUGCAUCUCAGUCUUCCAGCUGCAGCGUCUCUGCCUCAUCCCCAGGCAGCAGUCUCCAGGGUCACCAGGAAAAGGCAGAGCCUCCGAGUUGCUCCCUUGCCAAGGUCUCCUCCUCCCUGGAGCUGGUUGUGCCGCCGUCAACCCCCUCGGUGGUGGGGUCAGGGCCUCGGCUCCAGCGGUCGCCCCAGCCAGUGUCCUCAGCGGGUGAUGCUUCCGGGCUGGGCAGGAGGCGCCUCUCCUUCCAGGCCGAGUACUGGGCCUGUGUGCUGCCCGAUUCCCUGCCUCCCUCCCCUGACCGCCACUCCCCCCUCUGGAACCCGAAUAAAGAGUACGAAGACCUGCUGGACUAUACUUACCCACUCAGGCCCGGGCCUCAGCCCCCAAGGCACCUUGACAGCCGGGUGCUGGCUGACCCCAUCCUGCAGGACUCAGGCGUAGACCUGGAUAGCUUCUCCGUCUCCCCAGCAAGCACCCUAAAAUCACCCACUGAUGUCUCCCACAGUUGCCCCCCAGCAGAGGCCGCUGCCCUGCCAUCCUCUGGGCCCAGAGAGCCGAGCUGUAAGCGGUGGCCCUCUGGAGUACCCCAGAGGCAGGGCAGCGUAGGGUUGGCAUCUUGUAGCCCCCUCGCAUCUACCCCCAGAGCCCCAGGCAGUAGGGGCACUCUUUGGGAGAGCAGAGAGCCAGCCCUGAGGGGCGAGAAGGACCGGCCGCCUGUGGGCAAGCACGUUGAGCUGGGCUCUCCCCACCUGAAGACACGGGACAGGAGGUGGCCCUCCCCCAGGCUGGAAAGGGAGAAGGGGGCUGGCCAGGGCAUCGGGCGCCUUGCCUGCGCGGAGUCUGGAUGGAAAGCAUCGGAGGAGGUGGGAAGUGACGACGAGUAUCUGGCCCUGCCCUCUCGGCUGACGCGGGUUUCUAGCGUGGUCUCGUAUCUAGGUUCCCUUCCCAGCUUGGUGCCCCUGCCCCCGGACGCUGCUGAGGGCCAGAGCUCCCUGGACGUGUCAGACAGUGAUGGGCCAGCUUCCCUCUCGUCGGACUCCAGCCAAAGCCAGCUUCCCUCUGGGGCUGCGCUCCGAGGGUCCCGGAGCCCUGAGGACCAGAACCACUGUGUGCUGCGUUCCUUCAGCCGUACGAGGGAGGGCGGCCUGCUGAGCAGCCAGGCCCUGGGGGUCUCCUCUGGACCACUGAGAACACGCGUCUCCUUGCCGGUGAUGUUGGACCAGAGGGCAUUCUUGGAUCCAGCUGCUGAAGGGCAGCCGCCCAGGAAGGGAGGAGAGCAGGGAAAGGAGUCGCUCAUGCAGUGUGUGAAGACAUUUUGCUGUCAGCUGGAGGAGCUGAUCUGCUGGCUGUAUAACGUGGCAGACGCUACUGACCACCUGACUGCACCCAGGUCCAGCCUUACAGGCCUCAAGUCUUCUCUGCAGCUUUACCGGCAAUUUAAAAAAGAUAUAGAUGAACACCAGUCUCUGACGGAGAGCGUCUUACAGAAAGGAGAGAUUCUACUUCAGUGCCUGUUGGAUAAUACCCCAGUGUUAAAGGACGUCCUUGGGAGGAUCUCCCGGCAGCCCAGUGAGCUGGAGAGACAUGCAGAUCGCCUGUAUGACACCAUCUUAGCCUCUCUGGACACACUGGCUGGCUGCACCCUCCUCCCCGACAACACGCCAGCAGCACAGAGGAGCGCCAGUGUGAAGGGGAUUGGUCUGGCAUCUUCUCAGGAAAAGAUGUAAUCUGUCAGCCAGAACCUGGCUACUGGGAAACUUCCGGAAGUCCCUGUAAGAGCCAUUCAAUACUAAAAUCAAGGGGGAAACUUAACUCUAAUGCACUAGCUUUAAAAUGCCUUUCUCUUCCCUGAAGUAAGGGCUGUUGAGUUACUAUUUUUAUUUAAAAUGAAUCCUUCCAAAUUGUUUUCCUUUGGUGCUUCUCUACAAAGAGCACGUAGCUUUGCAGUUGUUGAUAAAAUAAUGUGAAUAAGGCUUACAGGUCUUUCCUCUCCCUCUGUCCAGUAAAAAAGUGGAGAGCUCCUAAACUAGUCCACCUGCUGAGAUCAUUUAAAGAAGGCUGGUAUGAGAAAGAAUGUACCCAAUAUUUGGUAUUCUCAGGCAUGCAAGAGGAUCCAAGAGACUGAAAAGGUGAUUGGUGGGCCAGGAACUUGGGUCUUUUAAUAAAAUGAAACAUAGGCUUAUAAAUCCCUCUUUGAAGACUGCAGAAGAGACUUUCAGUGAACUCUCCAAAUCAACAGAAGGUUCUACACAGAACCUCUACAAAUUAUUUUGGGCUUUUAGGAUACCUUUUAUCAUCUUAAGUGCUCAGGGCUCCAUCUGCCUGCCUAACUAACAUCUUAAAAGGAAAAUGUGUUAGAGACUUAGGGAACUGCCAUUGAGCUUUAGCCAGACUAUGGACUAAUUAUCUGCCUUAAGGGUACCUCCAGGAGGAGGCAUCCUUCAUUCCUACUCUUCCUUGGAAGAGCAGUCCAAGGUCAGAGAAGGGCAUGGAUAGGAUCACACGGUCAGGUUAACUACAGAAGCUAAGGCGGUCGACAGUGAGAGGGAAAAGGGGAAUUCUUUGUUGCUUUGAGAGUUGACAUGUAACCUGUAGGGAAAAAAAAAUCUAUGGAUCAACCAUUUAAAGCCAAUUCUAUAGCUUUUUUAAGUAAAAUGAUCAGCUGUUGCUGGUAACCACAGAUUCUGCAAAAACAAAAAAGCACUUAAAGUUUUAUUGGGCUAUGAAUGAACACGGAAGGAGGAAAGCACUUUCCCCGUUUACUUUUAGUGUUACAGUAGGCUAAGACUUGCGGAAAGGGUUCUUCACACUUAAAUAUGUGAGAUAAAGAUUUUUUUUUCAAAUUCCAGAUUCUCAUUUGAGGAGGGGGCUUAAGAAACGCAGAUCUUUUAAGUUUAUAAAGAAGUGAACAAGUCACCUGAACCCAGAGAAGGUAACAUUAGAACAGUUAUUCUCAUAAAGCAGACUUCUGAUAUCCCCUCAGAAUAAAACAUUUAAUACAAAAUUACCCUCUUUAAGAGAAGUUUAGGACUUUAGUUUUGGGCGCUCAGCCACAUAAUCUUAACACCAUCUCAUCCACCUCUGUGUGAACUAAAAUCUUGUGAUUAAAUGUGGCUUUUCUGCUUUAAAAUUUCUCAGACUUUAUACUGGAAAAUAAGCUGUAAGUUCUAAUAUUUAAAGAAUAACUAUAUAAAAUUCAAUGGUAGCUAUAUAAAAUGCAGUAUUUCAAGUGCCUCUGCUACUCUGGUAUGAUUUAUCAUAAUGCUUAGGACAUGAUCAGAACUAAACUGUGUAUUGUGGUUCUGCUAUCUCUAUUUUAAUCUUGAUUCCAUACGUAGAUUUAAAAAAACAGAACUUUCCUAGCAAAUCAUGAUAUAUGUAAAAUAUUCUUAAAAGCCUAGAAUUGGUUAAAAAGGCCUAUCUAAUGGCCUCUGUUCUUAAAUUGAUAUAUUUCACCUUCUCUUUGAUGUGGCUAUAAAUUGGUACAUGCCUUUCCAAUGAGUGUGUUACAGGAUAGCCCUUGGUUAUUAAACCCAUUUACCAACAUUUGACAGGCAUGAAAGUAAGCCUUACUGGUUGGCAAAAAAAUUGAAGAUGACAACCCUAUAGAAACACACUGGCUGAUAGUCCUUUAUAGCAGUUGAAUGCUGAACAUGCCAUUCUACCAUUCAGCCUAAUAAUUAUAGCCAGCUUCAGCUAACAGGAGUUUUCACAGAAUAUUUUAUUUCCAAGUACCCUGUUUCCCAACAAAGUACUGCUUUUACCUAGAGAUGAUCUAAGAUAUUUUUGUUCACUUCCUUUGAAAUAAGGUGUGACUGAAGGGUGUCUGCUCUGGACCUAGUUGUGAAUGCCACUGAAGAGUAUCAACACAACUGUUAAUGAUGUCUUCAGCAGUGCUGUAAGACAUUUAAGACCUCCCUUAAAACUCAAGCUGAAAUUGUUUCCGACUAGGAAGAUGCUGCCAGCAGCAUUCCAUGAGCAAACACAGCCAGGUUCGAUUCAAGUAGCCAGGCUGGCCAGUGCGCUGUGGUACACAUUAGCCUUAAGGACAGCAGUGGCUUACAGUGACAUAUCACGUAGUUACAAAAUCCUGAGUUUACCUGGAGUAUAAUUUCCUAGUAGUCCCCUUAAAUUAGUAGAACUUAAGUCCACAGUCAAGUGGCAGUACUAGGAGCUGGAUUGGCAGUUUCAAAACCUGGAUUCUCAUUGCAGCUCCAUGGCUAAGCUCAUUUCCAAAUAGAAGACAGUGUCAAUACAGGGCUGUUUUGAAGCUUAAAUGGGAACAUAAGGGCGGGCUGGUGUAAAAUAUGCUGCAGUGGCAACAUACACAUGUUAAAGGAAAUUUUGGUCCAAAGUCAAAGAACAGGAAGUUACUGCUCAGACCAGAAUGGCUAUCGUUCUGCAAGGAUUCCAUCAGAGAUUGUGACUGCUUAGGUUUAGAACACCCUUCACUUCAGUAAGCUAAUUCAUGGCAGCCACUUAUAUUUAAAAUACAGCAAGCAAUAAUGCCCUUUACUGACUGAACAGAUUAUUAGAAGCCCAUAGUAGCUUGAAAUAUUUUUACUUGAAAAUGGGGGUAGGAAUGGGAAUUUCUUUUUCCCCCAACAUCGCAUUUACUGGCAAAGUCAUAAUAGUAAGUAGUGCAGCAUGCUGAAACAUCUUGCAGUAAGCCCCAGUCUUGACUGCUAUGGGGGAAAGAACACUAGAAUUUUCUAAACCAAAUAAGUAUGUAAAUAUGCUUACAUCUCAAGUUCACAUAAUGUUUUUUUGCUAACUCACCUGACAGUUUGAACAACUUGCUGUGUUAAAACCGAACUGCAUCACAUUGUCUAACAUUUGUAUCAUCUACUUUAAAAAAGUUUCUGAAUUCUUUCCCCCUGUAUACCGUGUUGAUAAGGCAAAAAAAACAAACCUUCUGAAGUAUUAAAAAAAAAAAAAAAUCUUCACCCA